This is a messenger RNA of Sorex araneus (European shrew), 1308 nucleotides long. RefSeq names its product neurofilament medium polypeptide-like. The transcript has 2 exons. Bases 144 to 1139 code for a protein of 331 amino acids. The record is from RefSeq and is a predicted model, not a curated record. Lineage: Eukaryota; Metazoa; Chordata; Mammalia; Eulipotyphla; Soricidae.
CCCACCGCCGCGCCGCCGCGGGUCCCCGCGCCCGGCCCGCCGCCACGGCCGCCGCCGCAGCCCGGAAUGAUCAGUCCCGGAUCGGCUCCCGCCGCCGCCUCCCGGCCGCCGCUGGAAGGGCUGGUCCGCGCGCCCUUCCCCAGAUGCCGCGGACCGUCGUCAUGAUUUGGAACUCUCCAGCUCCGAGCUCCUUUGGGGGGCCGGAGGCGCGGGAGCAGGAGGAGCAGGAGCAGGAGCAGGAGCAGGAGCAGGAGGAGGAGGAGGAGGAGGAGGAGGAGGUGGAGGAGGAGGUGGAGGAGGAGGAGGAGGAGGAGGAGGAGGAGGAGGAGGAGGAGGAGGGGGGCAGGAGCGGCGUUGAUGCUAAGCCUGUGGCGCGUCCCAGCCGUCCCACGCCUCGCCCCAAACUCCGAGAAAGUGGCGUCUUCCCUCCCCGGCGCCGAGGAGGUGGCGCGGCGGUGAGCAGGCCAGGGGGGCUCCGCGGCCUCGGCUGUCCCCCCCGAGUCGGGGCACUUGUUUCUAGAGGGGCGGCCGGGCCGGGCCGGGCCGAGCCGCUGCAGACGUGGGGCUGGGCCGGGCCGAGGCGCGCGCGGCGGCCGAUAGGUGGCAGCCGCGGGCGAAGGCGGCCCCGGGUUCGGGGGCCGCGGCGCCUCCGGAGGACCCCCCCUCGGAUGUCACAGUGGUGGGAGACAGAGGAGUCUUGGACCCUGUGCGUAAGGCGAGCGUGGGACCGUGCAAUAUCCUCGGCUGGGGGAGGAAAACCAAAAAAAAAAAAAAGAGAAAGAAAGAAAAAAAGAAAAGGGAGGAGUGAAAAGCUCCCCGACAGCAGCAGCGCCGGGCGCGGGGAUGCUCAGGGACAGACGGUCGCUGCCCAGUGCCCAGUGCCGCUCGCCCGCCGGCCUCCAGCUUCUGGAGCAUCUCGCACCCCCCGCGGCGCGGGCUCGGGUACUUACUGUCAAGGAUCCUGCAGCAGGGAGUGGUCCAGCCCAGCCGCAAGACCCCGGGAGCCCGGCUCCGCUUGGCGUUUUGGAGGUGUGUGUGGGGGCUGGCCAGCCCAGACUUUCAGAGACCGUGUGUGUGACUCCGGUGGCCGUGCACUCCAAAAGCUGGACAUCCCUCCCAAAUUAAGGCACUUUCCCUAGGAUGCGAGUUUCCUGAAGAGUCACCUGCUAGCGUCAUCUCUCCAGUGCUAUGAUGUUGGAUUAUAUGCAUAAAUCAAAACUGUUGUUCUUCCGAUGGAAAUGACAAGUAUAUGCUUGCAUAAUGUCAAGAUGUGAAAUUGACAUCUGGAAGAUGGAAAAUAAAAAGCAA